AUGGCCGAAGAGGACAUCAUUGAGAUGAAUACGGCGGUUUCAUCUGAGCCAUCAACAAGUCCAACAUCAGCCCCGGCCCAAUCCCAGUCGGCAGCUACUUCGGGCUCCAGCGUUGAUACAUCCCAGAAUAACGACGUAGUACACCAUCAGGCAUCAAGGGCCCAGACAACAGAGCGGGCCCAGCUCAACGGACAGCCGGAUUCGGCUCGCUCACAAACGAGCCCCGGACAAGAUCCCAACUCCUUUGGUGCUACAGCAGAUAACGCAACGCGAGUGGCAUAUGCGGCGCUGACACGCGUCUGGAAUCUGCGGUACCAAGUCCGGCAGCGGGAAGGGCUGGUCAUCCCACCGGCUGAGCCUCGCCGUGAGACGGCCAUGGCGACGUACCACGGGCAGUCAAUGACUGAUGGCCCGUACCACAACGUUCGCGCUGUUCGCCAGGGGCAAGCCCAACCCGGAAAGCCCCUGACCAACGGGGACCAUACACAUGGCCAAGGUGAUGAUGAGAGUAACGACGGGUCUGUAAGCAGCACGGGCGCUACGGGCAACCAAACCAUAUAG
Neoarthrinium moseri is the source of this 561-nucleotide messenger RNA. RefSeq lists its product as uncharacterized. The record is from RefSeq and is a predicted model, not a curated record. Bases 1 to 561 code for a protein of 186 amino acids. The transcript is spliced from 2 exons. NCBI's taxonomy places the organism in Eukaryota, Fungi, Ascomycota, Sordariomycetes, Amphisphaeriales, Apiosporaceae.